AUGGACCGAAAAGCUAAACAAAUUGAUCUUUGUUUGGCCGUUCAUAUAGCAGCACAUACAGCCGUAACAAGCAUAGACUAUUUGGGCGAGCUACUGUCAGUGCUAGGAAAAAACUCUGCACUGGAAAAUAUUAGAACCAAGUGUUCUAAGUUAAUAAAAAAUGUAAUUUCACCAGCUAUGCUCACCGAAUUGAUAAAUGAUGUAGAUAAUCAGAAAUUUUUCCUUAUAAUCGACGAAUCACCUGAUGUAUCCGUCAUUAAGUACUUGGCGUUUUGUGUUCAAAACUUCAGUCUGAAACGCAAAAGCAUAAUCACUGAUUUUUUGGGCUUUGUCGAAGUCGAAAGAGCAACAGGAAUAAUAUUAUGUAAUUCCACAAUUCAGUAUCUGACAGCCAUAGGCCUUGACUACAAAAAUGUUAUUGGCAUUGCGUCAGAUAGUGCUGCUAACAUGAUAAGUGUUGAGAAUGACUUCUUUAAAUUCUUUAAAGAUAAGAUGCCAAUUGUUCAGCUGAUUAAAUGUUCUUGCCAUUCUCUGCAUCUUUGUUUAUCAAAAGCCGCUGAGCAAUUACCCGCUGAUCUUGAAUUUUUGGUCCGGGAAUCUAGGAAUUGGUUUGCCAAUAUCCCUUUGCGACGCAUUCAGUAUGAGUCUUUGUAUUCGGCUAUCAAUAAAGGAGAUAUGCCACUAAAACUAGUACAGUUGGUGAAGACUCGAUGGUUGGCCUGGUCGAAGGCUAUUAAUGUACUAGUUGAACAGUGGCUGGAAUUGAAAACCUACUUCAAUAUCCAUCUUGUCGAACAUUUACCCACAAACAUUAAUCACUUCGAGACGCUCCAAUACCUUACUCCAGAUGAAUGUUUAAAUCCUUGUCCUAACAGAGUAGAUUUCUUCAAACUACUCCUAUUUUUGACAAUUCUGAAUGAUGACGUAGAUGUACUGAAGACAUAG
Messenger RNA from Cyphomyrmex costatus, 945 nucleotides. RefSeq lists its product as uncharacterized. The record is from RefSeq and is a predicted model, not a curated record. The coding region runs from base 1 to 945 and encodes 314 amino acids. The transcript has 4 exons. NCBI's taxonomy places the organism in Eukaryota, Metazoa, Arthropoda, Insecta, Hymenoptera, Formicidae.